AUGUAUAAAAAACUCAUCCGUCCGCUGUUCCAUAUUCGCGUAAUGUUCGACAACUUUCUUAGUAUGCUGCGUAAGCGUCGCCGCCUUGACAGUGUUCCGGACGCAACUACGCCAUGGCCGGCAGAACGUGCAGCUAACGCCGACGAAUAUUGGAAUACAUUAUUUAAUACGACAAACAACACAAACGUCGCGAACGCAACAAAUAGGGCUUCCGUCUCCACUACCGCCUGCACUGCCGUACCGCAUUUAAGCACAACGAAGUACAGUGGGGCUGUCGAUAACGACUUGUCGUUGCUACAGCUGCCCUCACUAGAACUCUGCUCAAUUGAUAGGUAA
Molecule: messenger RNA, 336 nt
Organism: Zeugodacus cucurbitae (melon fly)
Lineage: Eukaryota; Metazoa; Arthropoda; Insecta; Diptera; Tephritidae
Exons: 2
Coding region: 1-336 (111 amino acids)
Source: RefSeq, a predicted model, not a curated record